This is a messenger RNA of Caenorhabditis remanei, 357 nucleotides long. RefSeq lists its product as uncharacterized. The coding region runs from base 1 to 357 and encodes 118 amino acids. The record is from RefSeq and is a predicted model, not a curated record. NCBI's taxonomy places the organism in Eukaryota, Metazoa, Nematoda, Chromadorea, Rhabditida, Rhabditidae. The transcript is spliced from 2 exons.
AUGGAUCGUCUUUUGAUUCUAUAUUCUCAACAGUGCAUUCAUCCAACAACUGCUGAAAUGUGCCGAAAUUUUCUUCUCGAUAUUCUGAAAAGUGGGAAAGAAGACGUCGUUCGUUGGAGAAACCCAGAACUAUUAGAAUUCGAAAUUACUAAUGAGACAUAUUUGAGAAAACGAUUCUAUGAAAACACCGGAAAGAAUUUGAACAGAGUUAUGGUCGAUGGAAUCAAGUUCAUCAGAAAAGUACCUGGACACGAGAAUGUUUACCGUUUUUACUUCGUUCCGAAGCAUCUUCUCCCACAACUUCCACGGAAAACAUUUGCUCAGAUUGUGAGGUUUUCGACCGAAACUGCUGUUUGA